AUGGCAGACUGAGAGAUGGUGUGCCCGUGCCAUUCCUUCUCAACCUCGAUCCGGAGGGUGGUUAUGAAAAAACUAAGCAGGAUCGUGAAAAGCUGCCGAAUAUCAUCUUGAAAUGGGAGGCAAGCUAGGCAAGCUCUGUACGCCCCAUGUCCAGUCUGUGGGCUCCGUGCUGGACCGAGUCAUCUCACAGCCCAGCAGCGAGGCCCACACAGUUCUGUACAAACUCGCGGACUUCCAUAAGGGAGGUCUACUGCUAGAGACGUACGCUAAAGGAGGUAUGGUGGCGGCAGAGAAGCUGAUCCGUGAGGAGUUCGCAGCCUACAUGUACGCCGGGGGGCGCGGGCGAGUCAUCAACCGCGCGGAGUACUUGCGGUGGAAGUUCCGAGAUCAGGAACAGGUGGUUCUGCCGAUCGAAGCGUCGUUGUCUCCACAUGAUCCCCUGGCAAAGUGGGAAGACCACAUGUCUUGCUGGCAGAUGAGCUAUCGCGGCGCGCUGGGCGAGUCGCUGCUGCAUGUCCUUAUCAUUUGCGAUACGAAGAUUCACACCAGACUCGCCAGAACCCUUCUCAAAUGUUUUCCAAAGCUGUCUAUGGAUGUCGUGGAAGGCGAGGAGUAUUUAGGAGCCAGUUCUUUGCAUUUGGCAAUAGCAUACAGCAACAACGAACUGGUACAGGAUCUAGUGGACUGCGGUUGUGACGUGAACCAGCGAGCGAUUGGCAGUUUCUUCCUGCCUCGCGACCAGCAGAAGGUCCCUCCAGACCGACAGACCAACUACGAAGGCCUGGCGUAUUUGGGAGAGUACCCCCUGGCGUGGGCGGCGUGCUGCGCUAAUGAAUCCGUCUACAACCUGCUGUUGGAGUCCGGUGCGGAUCCGGAUAUGCAGGACUCGUUUGGCAACAUGAUACUGCAUAUGGUCGUCGUUUGUGACAAACUGGACAUGUUUGGCUACGCGCUCCGUCACCCGAAGGUGCCAGCCAGCAACGGGCGCAUGAACCGUGCCGGCUUCACCCCCCUCACUCUGGCCUGCCAGCUGGGUCGAGACUCCGUGUUCAGAGAGAUGCUCGAGCUGUCCUGUCGGGAGUUUUGGCGGUAUUCUAACAUCACGUGCUCUGCGUAUCCGCUUAAUGCUUUGGACACGCUUUUACCUGAUGGGCGAACAAAUUGGAACUCAGCGCUUUUCAUAAUCCUUAACGGAACAAAACAGGAGCAUUUGAACAUGCUGGACGGAGGGAUCAUCCAAAGGCUAUUAGAAGAAAAGUGGAAAACUUUCGCAAGAAACAAAUUCCUCAAACGCCUGCUAAUUCUGUUGGUACAUCUCAUACUGCUCUCUGUGUCUGUGUACCUCCGACACAGCGCUGCAGAGGCAGAGGCUAACCCUGAGUGGAGACUUGAGAUAACAGACGCUCGAGGUGGCAUCAGACUGGCGUGCGAGCUAGGCACCAUCGCCAGCACGCUAUGUUACAUUAUUCUUCAACAAGGCGACGAACUCAAAAACCAGGGCGUCGUCGCUUACAUCAAACAGUUGAUACACGAACCAGCAAAAUUCAUCUUCCUAGUAUCGAACCUGCUCCUCUUGGUGUGUAUACCGGCGAGAUUGAUGCGACUGCCGAUGCUAGAGGAGGCGUUGCUCAUCUUUCUGCUGCCUGGCUCUUGGUUUCUGCUCAUGUUCUUUGCUGGGGCAGUUCGACUGACGGGUCCGUUCGUGACGAUGAUCUACAGCAUGAUAACUGGCGACAUGUUCACCUUCGGCAUCAUCUACUGCAUCGUGCUCUUCGGCUUUUCACAGUCUUUCUACUUCCUCUACAAAGGGUUCCCCAAUGUUUCAUCCACUUUAUAUGCAAGUUACCCGACCACAUGGAUGGCUUUGUUUCAAAUCACACUGGGAGAUUAUAGUUACUCAGAUCUGGGCAUGACUUCGUACCCAAACCUGACCAAGUCCGUGUUCACUCUAUUCAUGAUCUUCGUGCCGAUUCUACUCCUCAACAUGUUGAUCGCCAUGAUGGGGAACACUUAUGCGCAUGUCAUCGAGCAGUCGGAGAAGGAAUGGGUUAAACAGUGGGCAAAAAUCGUCGUCUCUCUGGAACGUUCCGUGGCGCAAGAGGAUGCACACAGAUACCUGCAAGAGUACUCCAUCGGCCUAGGCCCCUCGGACGACCCGCGGUACGAGCAGCGCGGAGUCAUGGUCAUUAAGAGUAAGGACAAGACGAGAGCCAAGCAGCGGAAAGGCGCACUUGCCAAUUGGAAGCGCGUUGGUAGGGUGACGAUAGCAGAGCUGCGAAGACGAGGAAUCACGGGAGAAGACCUUCGGAGGCUGAUGUGGGGUCGAGUGUCUAUUUCCACGCCCACUAAAGCACCUCUUGGAAGGCGCCCACAAGCCCCUCCACCGGACUGUGUAGCGGCCGCAGAAGUCAGCCAAAUCGGUCUCUCGGGAGGGGAUGCUCUCAACGGAGUUGGGACCGCGCUGUCUUCCGCUCUAGAUGUCAUGGCUUUCACGCAGGACCUGGAUCUUGGUUCCACUGGCACAGACCAAAUUAAACAACCAACGCCAGACCUUCUAGUAAACGGAAAAACCAUCACAAAACCAGGCCAAACCACAGUCAGUCAACCUGGACAAAUGCCACCAGGCCAACCAGGGCUUGCAGUUCCAAAAACUGCAGGCAUGCCCGCGCCUGUAUCUGGAACAGGGCUACAAGUGCCUUCUGUGGUUAUUCCGACAGUUCCAAGUGUUCCAGGAGCUUUGCCAGCUGCUAUGGCUGGGCAAGGAGUUCAAAGCUCUCUGCAAGGUAUACCUGUGCAAGGUGUUCCUACGCAAGGUAUACCUGUGCAAGGCAUACCUGGACAGGGUAUGCCAGGACCAGUUGCUGGACAGAUUACUAUGACGCAGGAUAUGUUAAGAAUUGGAGUACCGCAGCCACCUGCGCCAGUAGAAUCGUUCCGCGACUUCUUCUUCGAGCUGGUGCUGCUGGCGGACUCGCGGAGCCCUGACCAGGUCCAGCUCCGGAACCUCGCGGAGCAGGCGGCCGACCUGAAGGGUGUUCCGGAAAUCGAUAUCAACAUGAGCACAACAGCGAGAUCAGCUCGCAAGGUGGUAGCUGGGGCGGUGUCGGGCCUGUUCGGCGUGGCGGCCGACGCGCCGGCCGCAGACGCCGGCUGGCGACGCGAGCGGCACGAGCAGAGCGACAGUGAUCCGCCAUCAGAAUCCGUACUGCUGGGGCGAGCGUCGAGGGCGCGACGAGCGCGUUCCGCGUCGAAACGUGCUGAACCACCCCCGCCGCACCUCUACGUGCCAGCCAGGUCUAUGUAUUUCGUUGCAUCGGAGAGUAGCGCUUUGGAAAGCGACGCACCCUUAGAAGACCAGCCCAGUUCAGGCAAUAAUUCAGCGCUUGGAGGUCGUCGGGACGACGCGGCGCGCAUACGGGCGGCACGCCCCCUCUGCAUACUGCAGGCAACCGGGAAAAACCCUGUGGAACAUUCCGUUUAUGUCGUAGGUUCCGGUGAGGGAGCGGAAGUGGAAGCUACACCUGUUCAGAACAAACCAAAGCACGAGAGAAGAGUCAGGCCGAAAACAGCACGCACCCGUCGAAAUAGAGUAUCUCCAGUCCCCGAAGCCGGCAGCCCGCUGGAGCCCUGGGCGACGGCGCCGCUGUCGCGCCUCUCUCGACUGAUCCGCUCGAGCAGCGCCUCGACGGCCUCCUUGACCGAUACGGAAUCGCCCAGAUAUUGAGUACCCGCCAGUGUUCAAUAGUGUCGUAGUGUGUAGAGAUGAAUUAUAGACGAGUGUAGAUUUUUGUCAGAUUAUAAAAUCGCCUAGAAUCGGACCAAGCUAACUCUGCACAUAUUUUACAGUGUGCCAUCAUAUCAGCCAGAUUGCUGUAAAAAUAUGACAUUUAUAAACAUCCCACACGUUAUUCCUUCAGUCUGUCUGUACGUAUAUAGUUAGCUGUCGGACUCUACCUAUUUUCAACUUAAUACCGUUACAAAAUCGAAAAUAUCAAGAAAGGAUGAAAAGUUGUUCCAGAGAAUAAGGAAAGCAAAUUUUCUACCAAGUAAAGUGAAAACAACGAAUUGAUUGUAAACAUGUUUAGACGAGUGAAAAGAAGACUAGUCACCUAUCAAUAUCACCUAUAUUUCGUCAUUGCGUAUGUAAAGUCUCUUGAUAUCUUCUAUUACCUACUCAUCGUUAAAGAUACCACUUUCACAUAUUCUAUUCCUGCCGUUAUUGGAAUAGGUAAGGUAUUGUUGUAGAUUUCUGUUAGUUUGGUUAGAUGUGUUUUAGUAGGUGCCUAUUUAUAAGCAACCAAAGUAAUUAGUGUAGGUAUCCCAAGAUUGUCUGAUCUCUGGUAGAAUGCAGGCCUUACUCUAAUCUGGCCAAUUGUUAUAAUGUAGUGAUUAGUAAUGUAUGCUUAAAUCUAUGAUAUUAAGAGUUUCAGUAAGUUAUUAAUAAAUACAUUUUAUCUGGACCAUUCUAUCGAAAUAAAACAAUCAUUAUUAUUCAUAAUAUUUUAUUCCCCGGACUGCACUGUUAAAAUGUCAAUUGAUAAUGCAAUAGAAUGGGCAGCAUAGUAUGUAAAUAAUGUACGCGAAUCAAGAUCAUAUACAUACAUUAGAUCAUAAAUAAAAUAUAAAAAACUAGAGAUGCCACGAAUAUUCGGCAACUAUUCGGUAUUCGGCCACUUUGCCGAAUAGUAGGCAACAUUCGGCCGAAUACCGAAUAUCUGUUGGACCUACCUAAAAUGAAAAAUUACACUUACACAUAACCAAAAACUAGGUAUAUUUAAUAUUUAAUAGUAGAUUGUACAACAAGGGCAUAAAGUGACCCAUUUUUACCCGAGGCAAUUUUUUGGUCUGAGCGAAGCGAAGACCAAAAUAGUAGACGAGGGUAAAAGUGGACAUUUAUGCCCUUGUUGUACACUCUGCUUUUCACUUCGAUUGCGAGGAAAAUAAAAUUAUAUUUUUCACGGCAAUUUACACCACGAAAUUGUCGUAAAGCGAAAGAACAUAAAAAAUAACCAAGUCCCGCCAACUAACUUUUUAAUUUUUUUUUUAAUUUUCAACAUGUGAUCAGAGUUUCAGACGCUUGGUUUUCUGCCAAGUCAAACAUUUCGGAGCAUUUUUGAACGAUAAUCGACUCCUAUAGUUGGUCAAGCAGAUCUUGUCAGUAGAAAAAGGCGGCAAAUUUGAAAAAUGUAGGCGCGAAAGGAUAUCGUCUCAUAGAAAAUUUGAAUUUCGCGCCUUUUCCUACUGACAAGUUUUGCUUGAUCAUCUAUAUUUUAUGUGAUUUACUAAAUUUAAUGAUAGAAAAUACGGAUUUCUAAUAAAUUGUAGCAAAAAUAAAAUAAUAUAACAAGUUUCGUCAUCUACACAAUUUUAUUGCUCAGUAAAAUUGUGCAAUAUGUUUUAACUGUUUGGCUGUUGAGACCGAUUACCUUAGUCUUAGAAGAAAAUUUUACUUUUAUGUUCUAGAGCAUAAAAUGCGAUUUUAUGUCGUCUACGCACGACAUAAAGGUGCACUUUUUGAGCAUGAGAAGUGAAAAAUGUAUUAUUGGAAAGUUGUUAAAUACGGAAACUCUUUUUUGAGCAUUUGGUGAUUACAAUAUAUAUAUUUUAUCUUUAUUAUGGGUCUGAUUUGAUUGACUCUAACUACAUUUAUUAAUUCUGUUCAACAUAAAAUACCUAUAUCUUAGCAAACGUUGUGCUUUGUUGGCGAACAGUUUUCAUAAUAAUUGUGACUCAAAAUAUUCGCAUGUCGAAUAUUCGGUCGUCGAAUAUUCGGCGCUUCGGCAGAGGGGCCGUAUAUUGGGUAUUCGGCUAAAACCACUAUUCGGGGCAUCUCUAUAAAAAAAAAAACAAAUAUCUGCAUAUGUGGUCACUCAGAUAAGUUACCAAAUGGUAUACUUUCCUGAAUUGUCAUUUGGUAACUAAAUAUUUAUAUUAAAUCAAUUUGAAUGAGAUCUUAAUAUGUUUUCUUCAGAACAAGACAUGUCUUUUAGAAUCAUGGUGUAGGUACCUACACAUGUUGUUAGAAGUACUACAUAGUAAAUCAAUCUAAGUAGAGUCUGUGCGGAAAGAGAAGAGUCGUAGAAUGUAUGGGCUCCCUUAGACUCCAUGACUCUUCUCUUUCCGCAGACUCUAGAGACUUAGGCAUGGUAACCACUCAAAUGCCACUCAAGACCAAUUAGACCAGUGACAGAAGGUGACAUGGCCACCACUCCUGUCACUAGCUGUGUCGCAUUCUCAGUUCGAAUUGGAUUGAAUCCUCAAGGAUUGUUUGACUAGGUAAGAGCCUUUUCCAUGUCAAAGAAUAGAACUUUACUACCACGAAUAUUUACUUUCUUGAGGCACUUUUUAAUCUUAUUAGGCUAUUUAAACUGAAAGCGUUAUGAAAUCUUUGAAGAUUCAGCCAGGAAUCAAUAUGGAAUCAUUUAUUAAAGAAAAUGUCUAAUAAAAUUUAGUUUUAUUAAUUUUCAUUAGUUCAUUUCCUAAAUAAAUGAUUAGUUUUGUCAUUAAUAAAUGCAGUGGUAACAAUCUUCAAGUUCAUUUAAAUGUAUCUCUUGAUUGCGUAGCUGUAGAAUUGCGAAAUCUGAUUUUGAUUUGGUCUUAUAAUAUCAUCAUUGCCCAAAUCGGUGUUUAUUUGAAAUCGUUACCACGACAUCCAAGUUGUUCAUCAAAAGGUUUCACGUGUACUCGAAAGUAGUAUGUACUAUUUGGUUGCGAAAAAGUCUGUUAAAUGUUCCAGCCCUAAUAUAUAUAAUUUACAAGAAAAUUUUGAAUGGGUAGCACCAAUGGCAGCAAGGAUAAAAGAUUCUUAAAUUUGAUGACUAUCAAAAGACGUUGAUUUUUUCAGUGAUAAUUAAAUACUUUCAAGCAACCAACGGUGUGUUUUCAUAAGACUUACCCAUAGCGGAGUUAUAGUCAUCAUUAUCGCUCGUGUAUCAUAUCACAGAUUCGCGUAGGAUCAUCAGCGAGAUACGAUUAUUAUGCAUUUGGAGUAAAUAAGGAGUGGCCAGCAUCUCCCAACCUUCAACACGACAACAAGACAAUGAUGCAUCAAGGGAUGAAAUGCGAAGACAUUUUAAAAUAACAGAUCAUAUCAAAAUACACAGGCAUAACUAGUGAUGGUUAAGACUCGAGUCCUUUGACUCCUCUGCUUUCAGACUCGACUCAGUUUUUGAGACUCUAAUGUCUAAACUAGAGAAAGGGACUUUUCAACUUGUUAGAGUCCUGAGACUUUUGACAGAGACAACUGUAAUUUUUUUACAACUUAUUAUAAAAUGCAUUGCCUUCAUGUAAAAUUCAUGGGUUAUGGUUAUUAUAAGGUACACAAAUCAUGCAAUAACGCCUAUUUUUGUACGGUUAUUUAGAUAAAACCUAAUACAUUGUUCAUGAAGUCUUUAUUCGGAGGCUCGAGUCCUUUUGAGUGGCGUUUAAUAGACUCAAUAAAGGACUAGACUUGGCGCUCAAAAGACUCAAAAGUUUUAUAAGCGCUGAGUCUCGUAAAAACGAGUCGAGGUAUUUAAAUUUAGAAUCAAAAGACUCUAGUUCUUACCAACACUAGGCAUAACACAAAGAGAUAUACAAAAAAUAGCAACUAGGAUGGUAUGUGAGCCAGUCGUCGACUUGUUGGUCAUGGACACCCACAGGUACCAACGGCCGGUCUAUUAUUUUUGGCUCUGUGUGCGACUUCGUCGUUCGAACCACUGUGAAAUGGAAAGAGGCAAAUAUCAACAAGCCAUAGAUAAAAUAAAGACCACAUCGUAUCGUACACAGCGUAAAUAAUAAGUGGCAUGGACAUAUAAAAUUAACCGAGCAUAAGAUGUAUCGGCCCUAAACAACACGUCAGUUCAUAUAAAUGCACACAAAUAUCAUCAAAAUAGAAUCGAUAAUCGGAACACACGUCAGAACAUAUCGAAUAGUGCAGAUUUGGA
Cydia splendana is the source of this 7925-nucleotide messenger RNA. RefSeq lists its product as uncharacterized. Gene Ontology annotation, cellular component: plasma membrane. Lineage: Eukaryota; Metazoa; Arthropoda; Insecta; Lepidoptera; Tortricidae. The coding region runs from base 113 to 3724 and encodes 1203 amino acids. The record is from RefSeq and is a predicted model, not a curated record. Gene Ontology annotation, molecular function: protein binding; calcium channel activity. Gene Ontology annotation, biological process: calcium ion import across plasma membrane. The transcript has 27 exons.